UAAAAAAUAAAAUGAAAAACCUCACUUGAACUUCCUUGCUAAAUCUUCAUCUUCUCCCUCAAAUUCCCAAAACACAGAUCUCAUCAUUUCUUAGAUCUUUUUUUUUCUUUUUUCUUUUUUUGAAGAAAACCGACACCAUGAAGAGAUUAAACAAUGUGGAAUUCCUCAGGAACCCUACGGUGGUCAAGAUCUUAGCCUUCGUUUUCAUCAGCUUCGCUUUCUUCUACUUGGGCAAGCACUGGUCUGAUAAUGGAUACCAACAGCUCAUCUUCUUCACUGCCGGAAAUACCCCAAUAUCUGUUACUGUUUCACCGAACUACAACAAGGAGUACAAUAUCUCCUCUCUAACAUCGCAAAACCUGACUCAGCAGGAAGCCCCUGCAACGUCUCCGACUCGAGCAGAGGAUCCGGCGGUUCCAUCUUCUCAUUCUCUUCCUCUUCCUCCUCCUCCUCCUAGUCCAUCGCUUCCCCCGCCACCGCCACCGCCGGAUGUGGUGCAGAGCUUCGGGAUCGUGGACGAGAAUGGGACGAUGUCUGAUGAAUUCGAGGUCGGAGUGUUUGAUCCGGAACUGGUGGAGGAGUGGGGAAACGAGACGGAGAUCGAUGAGGGGAAAGGGAACGGCGUCCAGCGUAGAAUUAGGGUUACGAAAUUUGGGCUGUGUCCGGAUAGUAUGCGGGAAUAUAUACCGUGUUUGGAUAAUGAGGAUGCUAUAAAGAAUCUUAAGUCUACGGAAAGAGGGGAGCGCUUCGAGCGGCAUUGCCCGGAGAAGAAGCCAUUGAAUUGCUUGGUCCCGCCGCCGAAAGGUUACCGGCCGCCUAUUCCAUGGCCGAGAAGCCGGGAUGAGGUAUGGUUCAACAAUGUUCCUCAUACUCGUCUUGUUGAAGAUAAAGGGGGCCAAAACUGGAUUUUCAGACAGAAGGAUAAGUUCAAAUUUCCAGGAGGUGGUACACAGUUUAUACACGGGGCAAAUAAAUACCUGGAUCAGAUAUCUGAGAUGGUUCCUAAUAUUUCAUUUGGUAAACGUAUAAGGGUGGUUUUGGAUGUUGGAUGUGGUGUAGCAAGUUUUGGUGCCUAUUUGUUAUCACGGAAUGUCUUAACCAUGUCUGUUGCCCCAAAAGAUGUUCAUGAGAAUCAGAUUCAAUUUGCUCUUGAGCGUGGUGUGCCUGCAAUGGCAGCUGCAUUUGCAACGCAUCGAUUACUGUAUCCAAGUCAAGCUUUUGACUUGAUUCAUUGUUCAAGAUGUAGAAUCAAUUGGACUCGUGAUGAUGGCAUUUUGCUCCUUGAGGUCAAUAGGAUGCUUCGGGCUGGAGGAUACUUUGCCUGGGCAGCACAACCAGUUUACAAGCAUGAGGAAGCCUUAGAGGAACAGUGGGAAGAGAUGUUUAACCUUACCACUGGUCUUUGUUGGGAACUUGUGAAGAAGGAAGGAUACAUAGCAAUAUGGCAGAAGCCCUUUAAUAACAGCUGCUAUUUAAGUCGUGAGGCAGGAGCGAAACCUCAAUUGUGUGGUCCAGAUGAUGACCCAGAUAAAGUUUGGUAUGUGGACCUGAAGCCAUGCAUCAGUCGAAUUCCUGAGAAUGGUUAUGGAGCCAAUCUUGCUCCAUGGCCUGACCGUUUACAAACUCCACCUGAUAGGCUGCAGACCAUACAAAUUGAUUCAUAUAUUGCCAGAAAAGAGCUCUUCAAGGCAGAAUCAAAAUACUGGAGUGAAAUAAUAGAAAGCUAUGUCCGUUCUUUACAUUGGAAGAAGAUGAAAUUUAGAAAUGUUUUGGACAUGAAAGCUGGCUUUGGAGGAUUUGCAGCAGCAUUAAUCGAGCAAAAAUUUGAUUGCUGGGUUCUCAAUGUUGUGCCCAUUAGUGGACCCAACACUUUGCCUGUUAUUUAUGAUCGUGGAUUAUUAGGAGUUAUGCAUGACUGGUGUGAGCCAUUUGAUACGUACCCAAGAACCUACGAUUUCUUGCAUGCAGCUGGCCUCUUCUCUACUGAGAGAAAAAGAUGCAAUAUGUCAACCAUCAUGCUUGAGAUGGACCGGAUAUUGAGACCUGGUGGGCGUGCAUAUAUUCGUGAUUCCAUUGAUGUUAUGGAUGAACUUAUGGAGAUUGGCAAGGCCAUGGGUUGGCAUACAUCAUUACGUGACACAUCUGAGGGCCCCCAUGCAAGUUACAGGAUUCUAACAUGUGAUAAACGGCUCCUGCGUUCUUGAAAGCAACAAAACAUAAGAAACCCAGGUUGCACUUUUCUUGUGAUAACUGUAAAGUUACGAUCAACAAAACCCAGCUAAACACGAUUUCAACAUGAAAUGGUAUUGAUCGAUAGAGGAAUUUCCCAAGGAAGACUCAGAAUUGUCAGAUUCACAUAAACGGAGAGAGAGAGAGAGAGAGAGAGAGAGGUUUAAAUUGUUUUUACUUGAGGCAAACACAUUCAUUAUGUUAGUUAUUUUAGUGGGUGUAAAUUCUGGUAUGGCAAAAUGUUGGCUGGUGACAAUGCCAUGCUGGAAUAGGUCCUUGGGCACCUGAAAACGUUACUGCUUUCCUUGUGAGAUAAAACUGUAUAACAGAUGUUCAAAUUGUACAUGAAGAUUUCUUUAGUUGAUUCUGUAUCAAGUAUUACUAUUUAUGUCAGAAUCCACAUGGAAAACUAACAAGUCA
Molecule: messenger RNA, 2649 nt
Organism: Carica papaya (papaya)
Lineage: Eukaryota; Viridiplantae; Streptophyta; Magnoliopsida; Brassicales; Caricaceae
Product: S-adenosyl-L-methionine-dependent methyltransferases superfamily protein
Cellular component (GO): endosome; trans-Golgi network; cytoplasm
Molecular function (GO): methyltransferase activity
Source: RefSeq, a predicted model, not a curated record